AUAUUGUUUUGUGACUCCCUCUGGACCAGGAACAUGUAUGCAGCUGUCACGUUCGUCGUCCUCAUAUGCUUGACUGCCGCCACACAUGCAGAUCACCAUCAGCCUUGUCAUUCACCUAACAUGACAGGAUUCCUGUCUGUGAUGAAAAUGAAGGGUGAGAUGAGAGCAUAUGGGGCCAUCACCUACGACUCGAUGGGCAAGAAACUGCGGUUCAGAUCAAACGAGAGCAACUUCGCAAACGCCACACUGAGUUUGGAUCUGCUGAUGUUCUUUGAGGAGGGAAUAUUCUAUGAGAUCGACAGCAAAAACCAGACCUGUGAGAAAAAGACGCUGCAGUGCACCAUCCAUCCUCUACAAAUUCCUAAUGAUGCCAAGUUUCUGGCUACGAUAAACAGUGGGAAUCCAUCCAUUGAAGGAGAGGGAUUAAAGGUCAACGCGUGGAUGGGAUCAAUGCCGGACAUGAAGGGCUUCUACUCCAUGUCUGUAACCAUGGGAUGUUUGCCUGUGUUCUCAAUGUACUUAGACGAGACAUCAUUCAUGUUCAGCCUUUUGGACGUUGAAAACGAGAUCAAGGAUCCCGAUCUCCUCCUGGUGCCUUCCUUUUGCCAGGGACUGCCUGUGGAGGAGACGCCUGAAGGGACAGUGAACAGCUUCCUCAACGAGUUCAUGUAG
Limanda limanda (common dab) is the source of this 672-nucleotide messenger RNA. It is a transcript of the gene epd, whose product is annotated as ependymin. Gene Ontology annotation, cellular component: lysosome; extracellular region. NCBI's taxonomy places the organism in Eukaryota, Metazoa, Chordata, Actinopteri, Pleuronectiformes, Pleuronectidae. Gene Ontology annotation, biological process: cell-matrix adhesion. The transcript has 6 exons. Gene Ontology annotation, molecular function: calcium ion binding. The record is from RefSeq and is a predicted model, not a curated record. The coding region runs from base 34 to 672 and encodes 212 amino acids.